This is a messenger RNA of Ostrinia furnacalis (Asian corn borer), 2055 nucleotides long. RefSeq lists its product as uncharacterized. The record is from RefSeq and is a predicted model, not a curated record. The transcript is spliced from 3 exons. Bases 1 to 2055 code for a protein of 684 amino acids. Lineage: Eukaryota; Metazoa; Arthropoda; Insecta; Lepidoptera; Crambidae.
AUGGUAGCGCCCCCUGUCAUUGAGUUUGAGUUAUCCACAAACGGCAACAAAGAUUUGAUAGUUGAAAAUAAAGGGGUUGAAAACAUUUCUCCUUGCGCGGCUGGUUUGGUGUUUUUUGCUGAUGUCAACAAUACUGCUGAUGAGGAUUUCAAUAUAGAGAUGACUCCGGACCAGUGCUGUUUGGAUACGGAGUCGGAAGAAGACUGUGAAGUGGUGGAAAUGAUCGGAGACUGUGUGGAGACUGUCCCUGGAGGUACAACCAAAACAUUGAAGUUAGUAGCACCGUUAAUUGACCUAUUCGAAAGAAAAGGACAUUGUAUCGUCUAUCUCGAUUCCAAGCCUAAGAACAGGCAGAGAGGGACUAUGCGUGAUACAGUCAAAAUAUCUUUUGAUACACGACUGAAGAACAUAAAGCAGGCAAUGGAGGUACCGGAUAAUGUGACGCUUUGUAAGCGAAUAGACGAAGACCCACUCAACGAUUGCAAACCAGUCGAUUGCGAAUCUUAUUACAAUGGAAAACGACCGUAUUUUGAUAACAAAACGAAGAGGUGUACAGACGUUCCAAGCUGUGUAUCUGAUUCCAAAGAUGAAGUGCCAAACGUCAUUUUAGAUUUGAAGAAGAAUAAAUGCAUUUAUGGAAAAGCUGUUUCAAGUAAAGAUCUUGAAUUAAUAAAAGAACUAACCAGCCAUAAAGAAAGAAAACCUAAAGAUAUUCUUAUUAUCAAAAACACUAAAAGUCAAAAUCCAGCUGUUCCUAUGAAUUAUACGUUUAAACAGUUGUACAAAUCUCAAGAUGCUCUCUCGAAGAUUUCUCAACUGGCAAACGAAGAUUUUGAGUUGAGGUAUGACCCAUCUAAACUUGAAGCUAUUAAGAAAAAGGGUCUGAAGUUUUUAAUGACCAAAUACUUCAUCACGAAUAGACUGACACUUAUAGCGUUCGGUGUAGUCAUUUCAAUACAAUGUUUCUUGAUUUGCAUGAUGAUUUACUGCUUAUCAAAGAAAUGUGGUGGCUGCCACAAGAAGAAGGUCAUUAGGAAGUUCUUCAACUACCGCCAAGAUGCAUCAGUAACUACUCCAUUGAUUUGCACCAGUAACAUCGAUACAGAAACUACAGAGUUCCAAUAUUUCAGCGAAUCCUCGAAUAUAGACAAAAAAAUCAAAUGCUACAAAGCAUGUCAGAAAGAGAGGAAAAACAACGUUAAGAUGAGCAUGUCUGAUGACAUUCUAUCGAAAUGCCUGACCAGGCGAGACUGGAGUAGUAAGCCAGCGAAGUCUGAAGCUAUUCCAGAAAUAACUACUGAAGACGAAAAGCUAAACAGACAUGAUACAAUAGAAUCUAUUCGGGAACCAUCUUACCAAAACUCUAGCAGUCAAUCAAGGAAGCAGAGCAGUGCGAAAGUCAAUUUCGAAAAUGAAAAACCUCACAAACCUAAACCAGAAAAGAGGCAUAUAGUUAAAAGUAUAGUUAGGAAGAUAGAUAGUAGACUCAGAGAGAGAAGGGAAGGGAAAGACUACGACGAAAUGCAGGGAGAAACGUCGGAGAAGGAAAUAAAAUGUCACAGCUACAACUACAACAUGGACGCCAAUUCAAAUUUGACAGGCUUCAAACCAAGUACGCACAGUAAAAAACUAGGAAUCUUCAGAUCGGACAAAAGCAAAAAAGGUACAGUUCCGUCUAUAGAAAGAGGUGCUCAGGCGGCUUUUUCGAACGACUCAAUCGACGAUUUUUUGUCGGAACGCGGUCUUAUAUUUCUGGCUGGUGAAGAUCUGUCCAAAUAUUCGUUUUCCAGCCAAUCGAUUGAGGGCAAAGCUGCAUCAGUAUCUUCGGAGGUUUCGAGUAAGACGUCUAAGAAUAAUGUCGUGAAGAAUGUCCUUUCGUUGCUGCAUAGAAAAUCAAAGCACGGGCCGUCUUCAGACCCUGGUGUCAAGAAGUCCAGUACCAAUUUAGACGUGGAGCUGAUCCAUAUGUCACACGCGUCUGUGUAUUCUUCUAAUAACGAAUCCGAUUAUCUGAAAAGUAUGAAGAUUACUAAAGACUCUAGAAGUUCGCUGUAG